GAGAGAUGGGUAUGCAUAUGGGUGGACAUGUAUAUAUGUUGUAUAUAUACAUGACAUUAAAUGAUGGAGUGAGCAACAACAAGAGUGUCUGUUAGAACAUCAGUUUAAUUUGCAUUUCUCAAAAAACAAAACAAAAAAUACAACAAGAAGGCAAAAAAGAGUGAAAGAAUUAAAGAGCAGAAAACGCCUAUCAGUUUGAUUAUUUUCUUCUCUUGCGAAUUUCCGGAUUCUUAUUGUCUCUCUCUCUCUCUCUUCAAAUACUUCUCUCUUGGUUGUUUCUUAUCUCUGUUAUUACUACAUCAGAAACUGCUGAACUGGCCAAGAGAGGUUGACUUCUAUUUCUUCAAUCUCUUUAGUACAAUAUUUAUUUCCCGGGGAAAGAAGAAUUAGCACAAGAGAGUUGUGGAUUUUCAUUCAAGAUUUGCGAGCUGCGACGGCGGAAGAAGAAGAAUAAUCUUUUUUUCCCGGAAAAUUACUAGAUGGCCGCUGCUCCGUCGUCGGUUCCGUUUUUCGGAAGCGGUAGAGAUUUACAAGAAAAUCAAAGCCAAAUGACGUCGCAGCAACCUUCCAGCUCCACUGCUCUCACAUCCUCAUCAAUUUCCAACUCCACCCCUACAGCUCCUCCCAAGAAAAGAAGAAAUCAAUCACAAUCAAAUGCGGAUGCGGAGGUGAUAGCGUUGUCUCCGAAGACUCUGAUGGCGACUAACAGGUUCAUAUGCGAGGUAUGCAACAAAGGGUUUCAAAGGGAGCAGAACCUGCAGCUCCACAGGAGAGGACAUAACCUGCCAUGGAAGCUGAAGCAGAAGACAAACAAGGAGCCGAAGAGGAAGGUCUUCCUUUGCCCCGAGCCGACGUGCGUCCACCACGACCCGUCGCGGGCCCUCGGAGACCUCACCGGAAUCAAGAAGCACUACUCGCGGAAGCACGGCGAGAAGAAAUGGAAGUGCGAGAAGUGCUCAAAGAGAUAUGCCGUACAGUCCGACUGGAAAGCCCAUUCCAAGACAUGUGGUACUAGAGAAUAUCGAUGCGAGUGUGGCACUCUCUUCUCCAGGCGUGACAGUCUAAUUACUCAUAGAGCAUUCUGUGACGCACUUGCUCAGGAGACUGCAAGGCAUCCAGCAAGCUUAAACACCAUAGGUGGUCACCAGAUCUACGGUAACAGCCACGUGAACUUAAGCCUUUCACAGAUUGGUUCCCAAUUUUCUUCACUACAAAAUCACCCAUCAAGCAGCAUCUUAAGGUUGGGAAGCACAACUGUGACAACUCCAAAAUUAGAGCACCUUAUUAAUCCAUCAUCAAACCCUUCUUCUUUUGGAAACCCUCCACAGAAUAAUUUUCCCACCUCGGCAUUUUUCAACAUCCCAGAAUCCCCUAACCAGAAUUUCCAACAUCAUCACCAAUCCGAUCAUCACCAUCAUAAUCAGCCAUUUUUUAGUAACAAACCAUUACAUGUUCUCACUCAACUUCCUGAUCUUCAACCAAACAACAACAACUCAUCCAGCUCCGACCUCUUUAACCUCGGAUUCUUUUCCAACGUCGACGGGAACGGAACGGGAACCAACCAUGGAACAACAAUCUUCUCCACUAGUCAUGUCGGCGGCGACCACAUUGUCGGUUCGGGCAUGUCGUCUUCUCUCUUAUACAGCGACAUUAACAACUCGGUGAGGCAGGAGAACCUUUCCCCACAAAUGUCCGCGACGGCCUUGCUCCAAAAGGCGGCACAAAUAGAAUCAACCUCAAGCUUGGUUGACGCCUCCUCUUUGCUAAGAAGCUUGCGCGACUCGGCAACAAGAGCAGCUGUGAAAUCCGAAAGGGAUCAGCUCAACAUUGCUUCCUCUAGCUCUUUUGGAACUGGUGAUCCCACAAUGGGAAAUGAAAGUCAUCUCCAAGGGUUCAUGAACUCUCUAGCCAAUAAUGGAAGCUCUUCCAACGCUUUUGGAGGGUUUAACGGAGAUGGGAUUUCUCUGGAACAGCGUCAAGACAACAGAAAUUUAAGCGACUUGGACGAGACUAACAAGUUGCAUCAGAAUUUGGGUAUGCAUUUUGGAGAGUCUGAUAAACUGACGUUGGAUUUUCUUGGAGUUGGAGAAAUCGUGAGAAACAUGCAAGGUGGUGGAAUCGGUGGUAUGGGUUCUUUAGACCCACAGUUGAAGUCAACACAGCAAAGUCAACUGUUUGGAGGGACGACACUUCAAUGAAAAUAACUUGGGAAGACUUUUAAAGACAAUAACAAAAUUCGGUGUUCGGAUGAGACUUUCUGUUUGAUAUUAAGGAAAUAUAACUGCAAAUUCAGUAGUAGUUCAAUAAUUAGCUUUAGUCUAAACCUUUUUUUAACACGUUAACGUUUCAUCUCGUAUUGCUUAUGUGAAGCCUUGGGGCUAGUUAAUUACUUUCAAUAUUAUUUG
Molecule: messenger RNA, 2405 nt
Organism: Morus notabilis
Lineage: Eukaryota; Viridiplantae; Streptophyta; Magnoliopsida; Rosales; Moraceae
Product: protein indeterminate-domain 4, chloroplastic
Exons: 3
Coding region: 480-2198 (572 amino acids)
Cellular component (GO): nucleus
Molecular function (GO): DNA-binding transcription factor activity
Source: RefSeq, a predicted model, not a curated record